AUGGCAUCUGCUUCGGUCCAAGGCCAAUCUGGGGACCAGCCGGUGUCUCCUCAAACCGAAAUCCAAAGGCUGCUGAAAGCUGGAAUUAAGUUCUUCCAGGACAACAAAGACCUCCAAGCUCUGGAUGUGUUCAAGAAGGCCUUCCUGCUCUCCAGUCGCCUCCCGGAGCCCCUCAUGCAGGCCCGGUGCCUCUUCAACCUGGGGGCUGCUUACAUCGCCACCGGCAAGCCCAAGAAAGGCCUGAAGUGCACCUGGAAGGCCAAGGAAAUGGGCGCCACCACGGAGAACGACGGCGACUUUUCCUUCAACAUUGCGGCAGCUUACGACGCAAUGAGAGAGCAUGCAAAAGCUGCGGAGUUUUACCGGAAGGCCGUGAGGGAAUACAAGGGCAGGAAGACCCCGAAGGUCGCAGAUGCCCUGAUCAAACUUGCCUACUGUUUGGCCACCAUGGGCAACGCCACUUCAGCCGCUCAGUCCUUCCGCCUUGCAGGCCGGGCCUACCAAGAGGUGCAGCAACUGGAAGAUGCUGCCAUGGCCCUGCGGGAGGCAGCAAAUUACUUCCUGAGGAGCCCAAAGUACUGCCCAGAAGAUGCGCUGGAGGUUUUGCAAGCGUGCAGCCAACUAUGUGUUGCCAUAACCAACUUGGAAUUGCUCGGCCACCUCCACAACCACCUGGGGCUGCACUACGCAGAACUGAAGCGCUUCACCCAAGCGGAGGAGCAUUUUGUGGCAGCCCUGCGGCUCUGCAGGGGGCAGCACUUCUCCCUCCGCAAGAGAGCCGUCCUGCUGCAGAACCUGGGGGGCAUCUACAACGCCCAGCAGGAGUCCUGGCGGGCCCUCCGGUACCACGGCGAGGCAGCCGACACUUAUGGUGUGCUAGGAGAGAGGGCGGCUCAGGGCCAAUGCCUCUACAACCUGGCCAGUGCCCACAGCCAGCUUGGGAACCAUCAUGAUGCCCAGCUUCACUACCAGCAGGCGGUGGCAGCCUUUGUGGACGCAGGUGACUCUUAUGGGGAGGCCCAGGGAUGCGAAGGGCUGGGGACCGCCCAUUUCUGCCUGGGCCACCCGGAUCGGGCCGUCCAGUAUUACAAACAAGCGCUGGCUCUGUUUGAGAAGUCAAAGGAAGCAUCUGAUGUCCCCCGAGAACGAAUCCUGGAGAAACUGGCUGAUGUCACCAACUAUCGAGAGACUCUCUGA
Molecule: messenger RNA, 1197 nt
Organism: Heteronotia binoei (common prickly gecko)
Lineage: Eukaryota; Metazoa; Chordata; Lepidosauria; Squamata; Gekkonidae
Product: tetratricopeptide repeat protein 24-like
Exons: 5
Coding region: 1-1197 (398 amino acids)
Molecular function (GO): protein binding
Source: RefSeq, a predicted model, not a curated record